Oldenlandia corymbosa var. corymbosa is the source of this 3375-nucleotide messenger RNA. Lineage: Eukaryota; Viridiplantae; Streptophyta; Magnoliopsida; Gentianales; Rubiaceae. The record is from the annotation of a GenBank genome assembly.
CCGAACAGGGUAGUGUAUAAAAAACCAUCUUUGUAAGCAAUUGUGUGGCACAUCAAAUUUCAUCGAAAAGAAAGAAAAAAAAAAUAAAAUACAUUUUCUAUUGUUAGUCAGUGACUCAAUCAAACUAUAUGGCAAAUCUGCGUGAUGGUGGUACUUUUGUUUUCUUUCUUCUGUUCAUCUUCCAGAUUCAUUUUGGCCAUUCCAAAAACCCUUCCAGUGUCAAAGUUGUUAGGUGCAUGGAUAAUGAAAGACAGGCUCUUAUGAACCUGAAAAAAGGCCUAGUUGAUGAUGAUGAACUUCUAUCAUCAUGGGGUGCUGGAGAUCAUCAUCAAGAUUGCUGUAAUUGGGAAGGAAUCACCUGCAACAACUCUUCAGGGCGUGUCGAGAGGCUUGAUCUCGGUAACAAACACUUGGGAGGUCUAAUAAAUCGUUCCAUGAUGCAUUUGGAGCAUUUGCAGUAUUUGGAUCUCAGUUCCAAUGAUUUCUCAGGAAUACCAAUCCCUGAAUUUCUUGGAUCCUUGGAAAACCUGAGGUAUCUCAACCUCUCCAACGCGGGAUUCGGCGGCGAAAUCCCUCGUCAUCUUGGAAAUCUUUCUAGCCUUCAACACCUUGAUCUUAGCUCACCGUCAUCAUCAUCAUCAUCAUCGUUUUUAAGUUCGAAAAAUCUCGAGUGGGUUACCGGGCUUUCUUCUUUACAAAGCUUGGACCUGUCUCGGGUGAACCUGAAUAAUAGUCAUGAUUGGUUAGAUUCUGUCAAUAUGCUUCCUUCUUUGGUGAUGUUAAAAUUAAGGGGUUGUCAACUAGUCGGUGGUACCAAAUUUUCUUCUGAAAAUUUCUCAUCUUCUUCGCUUGUUUCGCUUGAUCUUGGCGAAAAUGAUUUCGGUUCUACUUUCCCUCCAUGGUUGCUUAAACUUCCUGACCAGAUUUCGGUUCUUAGGCUUGAUAGUAAUGGUUUUCAAGGUCCACUUCCAAGCAUGUUAGGAAACUUGACCUCGUUAACUUUGCUUGACCUUUCUGAGAACUCAUUCAAUUCGUCUUCGCUUUCGUGUUCAUUGUUUGAUCAGAGCAGGAGUCUCAUUUCUUCUAUCAAUCUCGGAUUCAAUCAGCUUCAAGGAUCGAUUCCUUCUUGCUUUGGUAACCUGACCUCUUUAAAGCUACUCAAUCUUAAUGACAAUAAUUUUGUUGGGAAAAUCCCAAGUGAGAUUGGUCAUCUCAGGGAACUGGUUACGCUUGAUCUUUCAUUCAAUCAUUUGAAUUCCUCUAUUCCUUCUAGUUUCGGACAGCUAACAAACCUUGAAACUUUUUCUUUCUCCAAGAAUCAGCCUUCUGGGGAUGAUGAAAACAAGGAAGUUGGUGAAUCACUUCCUCUUGGACUAGGGAAUUUGAGUUCUCUUAGAGUGCUUAACCUUUCAAACAACAACUUUGUUGGAGAAUUACCACCUGAGUUGGGUCAUCUCAAAAGCUUAAGUUCUCUUGAUCUUUCUUUCAACUCCUUCAAAUCAUCGAUUCCCUCGAGUUUCGGACAGCUAAAGCAGCUGAGAGUUUUGUAUCUUCACCAAAAUCAGUUGUCUGGUGCAGUUCCUCCGACUCUAGGGGAACUCGUCAACCUUCGAGAAUUGGAUAUCUCUCGCAAUUCACUGACCGGUGAGCUGUCGGAAUCUCAUUUUCUGAAACUCAGAAGCUUGAAGGUGUUGUCUUUGUCACAAAACCAUCUUACCUUAAAUUUGAGUUUACAUUGGAUCCCUCCAUUCCAACUUCAGGAACUUUCCAUGGAUUCUGUUUUCAUAGGAACUCUGUUUCCUAAUUGGGUUCAAACCCAAAUGAAUCUUUCCCUGUUGUCCAUGAUAAAUUGCAGCAUCUCCGGUACUAUUCCGGAAUGGUUCCGAACUGCUAGUGUCAAAGACUUGUUCCUUUCAGGCAACAAUUUUCAUGGACCAUUGAUACAAUUUCCACCUGAUAUGCAUGUGUUAGAUCUUUCCAAUAACCAUUUGUCCGGGCCGAUUUUUUUCUAUGAUGAUAAGAUCAGGAAUAACUCAGUUGCAGUUCUUAAACUUGGCAACAACAAUUUCACUGGAAACAUUCCUGAUUACAUGUGCAAUUUAUCAUCACUUUCAAUCCUGUCCCUUUCCAACAACCACCUGACUGGAGGAAUUCCUCCCUGUUUUGGAAACUUUGGAGACUUUGGGAUUUUAAAUGUGCUAGAUCUCUCAAACAACAGUCUUUCGGGCAGAAUUCCAGGCUCACUGAGUAAAAUCCAGACGCUGAUGUUUCUGCAUUUGAACCGAAACAAGUUGUACGGCCCAAUCCCUUCAUUUUUGAAGAAUUUGGUAUUCCUGUUAACUAUUGAUCUCGGGGAGAAUCGAUUGACGGGUACCAUACCAAGCUGGAUUGGAGAAAUCGGGGAUUUGAGGAUUCUCAGGCUUCAGUCUAAUGAAUUUCAGGGGAAAAUUCCAGCGGAUCUCUGCAAACUGUCACAGCUGCAAGUUUUAAAUAUUGCAGAGAACAAUUUGGUUGGUCAGAUCCCGAAAUGUGUAAAUGGCUUAAGUAAGAUGGCCUCAAAUGACAUGGGUUCAUUGUUUACAUUCGACACGUACACUGAUACGGUUUCGAAUAUAGUAAAAGGAAUCGAGUAUGAGUAUAGCACAAACAUCCUUCAGUUUGUGAAGUUCAUUUCAUUGUCAGGAAACCGGUUAGAUGGCGAGAUCCCGAAUGAGUUAUUGGAGCUUGAAGGGCUAAAAAGUUUGAAUCUGUCAAACAAUAAGUUGACAGGGAGAAUUCCAGAGAAAAUUGGGAAUUUGAAGAACCUGGAAUCCCUGGAUUUGUCAAUGAACCAACUUUCAGGACAUAUUCCUACAAGUUUGGCCAUUAUAGACACCCUGAGUUACCUCAACUUGUCAUUCAACAAUUUGUCAGGGCGGAUACCAUCAGGAAAUCAUUUCGAUACAUUGAAUAACCUAUCUAUUUACCUAGGCAAUUUCGGUCUUUGUGGUAGGCCGGUCGCGAAGAGCUGCCCCGGUGACGUACCAUUCACAUUGGGACCGGAAUCCGAUCAUCGGGACAAGGAAGAUGAGUUUGAGUUCUCAUGGCUUUAUGCUGGUUCACUACCUGGUUUUCUAGUUGGUUUGUUGGGUUUUUUCUCCAUUCUUUAUUAUAAGGUUUCAUGGCGUCUUGCUUACUAUGGGUUCUUGGAAGAUAUAUAUUAUAAAUUACUAGAAUAGUGAUUAUUGUAAUAUUCAUAUAGUUCUCUCUAUUCUAUAAACUGUACCUCAUUCUAUAAGACCUUUCCUUUUUCUUUUUUAUUUCUUUUUUUUAAAAAGGUACCUGUAUAUUAUUUAAGAAGUACCUAAGUUAUUACCACAUAUUCUAUGAAAUGCU